AUGCAUGACAAGUCAGUCCGGAGACACUCAGCAGGCAGGACCAGGUGGGCACACCCGCCCCCUCCCCAACACAAUACCCAAGCAGUGGCAGAAGCAACCUGUACGGACGAGUUCCUCCCCGCCGGCCCCCUCGCCUCCUCCUGCGCCUCCCCACAACUCCCUCGCCACGACGUCUUCCCCUUCCCCUCCCCAGCAGUUCUCAACGUAAUCAGAUUCUUCCCAAGGCGUGCCAACUUUCGACGCUGUCCCACGACCCCCCCCCCCCGCAACUCCCGAGCCGAAGCGAGCUGCGUGCCGGCGGCGGCGCCCCUCGCGCCGGGAGCUUCCUUUCCCUUCGAGCGGUGCCCUCUCUCGCACUCGCGGUGCAACGUGCGGGUGGCCCACAAGGAGACAUGUCAAGACCAGCGCAGGCCGCGUACGCAUACGGCAUCAUGCUUCGGCCGACCACAGGCUACCAUAUGCGGCACCUUCAUGGCCCCGGCGAUGUCAGGCUCCCUCCCCGGCUCCCUCCCAGAUAAGCAUGACAGAGGACGACCGCCUUCCGCCCACCCUCCUGACGCAGGCCAACGGGGACGGCGCUGGACGCAGACGCAACUCCCUCCUCCAGCGACCCCAGGUGUCAUUUUCCUCUCCCCGGCGCAGGUUGUACCACAAGCUUUCUGCAUUCAUGGCUGUCUCCAACAGUCCUGUAUCAGGGCCUUGAUGUGGAAUUUGGUCUUUCUGCACAAGUAUCCGAAAAUCUAUACACUCUUGUCAGAAGAGUUCAUGACUACUCCUGCCAAGCCAAAUCUGUCUACUAACUUCCUGGUCUGACAGCCCAAAGUCAUGAACUGCACUAUCAAGUUUCUGUUGUACUGCCACAUAUACAUGGCUGCAUUUCUAAUAUUUCUCGAAGAAAGUUUUAAGCUAUUUCCAAUAACACUCAAAUCUGUAAAGUGCAUUAACCUGUAAAUACAUUCAAUAAACAAUAAAACAAAUUUC
Molecule: messenger RNA, 981 nt
Organism: Penaeus vannamei (Pacific white shrimp)
Lineage: Eukaryota; Metazoa; Arthropoda; Malacostraca; Decapoda; Penaeidae
Source: RefSeq, a predicted model, not a curated record